UAUGACGUUUAGUCGCUUGGGUAGACACCACCCCAAGAGACUAAACUAUGGACUAAACUACAAAAUAUGGCUUAGUCGCUACUUUAGUCGCUCCGGUAGAGACCGGCCUGAGGGAUGGCGGCCAGUCCCAGCCAGCAGCAAUCAGCGUCAAUCAGCAUCAUAAUAUCCAAACCAAUUCAAAGCAAAGGUACCAGUUCUUUUUAACUAUCUAAUAGUCACCAUGGUCCUCGAAUCCUUUCAACCACUCAAGAAUAAUCACAGCCAGCUGUUGGGAUCACCAUCCAUGAUGCGAAGAGUCAGUACUUGCAGCAGCAGUGGUUCGACAGGAGGGGUAUCGUGUUUGAACCUCUCCUCGCUCAACUUGAGCGAGAGUCAUCAGUCCGGUGCUCGGCUCAGUUCCUACUCCUCUUCUUCGAUGGCUCAAAGCGGUUCCAUGAUGAGACGCGGGUGGGGAAGUACAGAAACCAGAAGGGCUUCUACCUCUCUGAGCACAAUGGCAGGGACUGCGGAAGACAAUUCUGGCAAUGGUUGGACGGCUGGUGCUGCCUGUGUUGUGCCCAACACCAAUGCAGUGCCUACCAACAACAAUGAUAAGGACGGAUGGGGCUAUUUUGUUGAUGUUGCCGGAGAUGAAGACGAAGACGCCCUGAUGUGGUGAAGUCAAGAAGCACAAACACUACACACGAGCAUGCACGCAACCCCAAGCAACCAACGCUGACACACAGCUAUUGUUGGGCCCGCAGCCCACUGCACACACCAAUCACAUUCUCGAGAGAAGAAGGGCAAGACGUCUCACACUGUACAAAGACAGAAGCAUCCUUGGGAUGGCCCCAAUUGCAAAUACAACCGCUACCCAGAGCGACGCGCCUACACUGUAGGAUGCACCGAUUUUCCCAUACAAAGGCACAUAGAAAUCAAAAGUAUAGACAACCACCUUGUU
This is a messenger RNA of Seminavis robusta, 940 nucleotides long. The record is from the annotation of a GenBank genome assembly. Lineage: Eukaryota; Bacillariophyta; Bacillariophyceae; Naviculales; Naviculaceae.